UAUUACAUAUAUAUUCUUUCAUUUUUGUUGAAUUACAAAAAUGCUCGACGAAACAGCAACGUCGAGCGUGGAGAACAGCGGACUGCGAGGAACCUUCAAUUUUGUGAAUGCCAAACGCAAUGCUGAGCUGCUGGCGAAUGGCUUUAGGGCACCAUUGGCUGUGCGUACUGGCACCUCCAUUGUGGGUAUUAUAUUCGAUGAUGGCGUUAUACUGGGCGCCGAUACACGUGCCACCGAGGGACCGAUUGUCUCCGACAAGAACUGCUCGAAGAUACAUCGCCUGCAGGAGCACAUCUUCUGCUGUGGCGCCGGCACUGCCGCUGAUACCGAGCAAAUGACACUGGUGACCUCCGCGGAACUGGAUCUGCAGGAGCUGAAUACAAAUCGCCAGGUGCCGGUGAUCUGUGCCAGCAUGCUGCUGCGCCGUACGCUCUUCCGCUACCAGGGACACAUUAGCGCCGCCUUGGUGAUGGGUGGCGUGGACAAAUAUGGGCCGCACAUCAAUUGCAUCCAUCCGUGCGGCUCGAUUGAUAAGAUACCGUAUGCGGCCAUGGGCUCGGGCACACUGGCCGCCAUGUCUGUGCUGGAGCACGGCUGGCAGCCGACACUCGAUCUAGAGCAGGGUAAGCAGCUGGUGCGCGAGGCCAUCACAGCUGGCGUCCUCAAUGAUCUUGGCUCCGGCUCCAACAUUGAUCUGUGCGUGAUUACGCGCAACGGGGCCGAUCAUCUGCGCACCGAGACCGUUGCCAGUGAACGGGGCGAGCGGCUGGCCAAAUAUGCCAUCCUGCCCAAUACAACCCUGGUGAAGAGCAUUUCCGUGCAGGACAUUCACAUCGUCGAGGAGCGCAUAUAUCGCCCUUCCAUCUCCUCGUUCCAUACUACAUCCCAGCAGUCUCGCUUGGACUCGUCAAUGGACUCAGAUGAACAUUCGCCGGAUACUUAAUAAUUUCGAUCUAUAGACAGUAUUAGAUAUCUCUCAUUCCAUUUAACAAUUCAAAAGUUGGCACAUAUUCUUAAUUA
This is a messenger RNA of Drosophila grimshawi, 1020 nucleotides long. RefSeq names its product proteasome subunit beta type-7 (gene Prosbeta2R1). Gene Ontology annotation, molecular function: threonine-type endopeptidase activity. The transcript is spliced from 3 exons. Gene Ontology annotation, cellular component: proteasome core complex. Bases 41 to 943 code for a protein of 300 amino acids. The record is from RefSeq and is a predicted model, not a curated record. NCBI's taxonomy places the organism in Eukaryota, Metazoa, Arthropoda, Insecta, Diptera, Drosophilidae.